GGGCGCGAGGAGGAGCUGGAGCCGUUUGUAGUGACACUCCUUUUGAACGCGAGCAGAGGUGAUGUGAGCCAAAUGUGAGAGAGCGACUUUAUUCAACACUACACGUGGAUCUGAGCGUUUGCGGACGACAUGAGAGAGACGACAGACUCAAAAUGAACUCCGACUGGUCCAAGCCUCCUCCAGUGCUCAGCUCACACUCCCCGCUCAUGUCUUCAACUCGGGGUCCCAAACCAUCUGUCGCCCCUAAACCCAGAAAACUCUUCCAUAAUGGGAUGCCACCAGAACUGCCAAACCAGGUUGGCUACCCUAACGGCAGCUUGAAAUGUAACUUUAUCGACAAUGGGAAUGUUCUCAAAAUGCAAGAUGUUGUGCAAAUCGUCUUGAAGAAUGGUGACGAAAACAAAAGAAAAAUUGAUGAAGAUUGGAGAUUGAGUACUUUGACUGAAAAGACGGAUUCGCUGGAGACUUUGGAUACAGUUGAAGAAGUUGAUUCGACUGAGGAUGUUGUUGAGGUGGAUGUUUACGAUGGAGGUGAAGCAAUGGCCGACACAGAUGGGAUUUCAAUGGGAGAUAUUUCGGUGAAUAGUAUUGGCCUAGCGUCAGAGGACAAAAUGGAAGACAUGAAGGAUUCAAAUACAGAUUGCAAUCAAAUGAAAGCUGUUUUAAGAAAAGAUUUGAGCCCCACGAACAAUACUGCAUCACCAAAACUUAAACCUUUCAAAUUCCAUAAAAAUGUCUAUACGCAAAAACAGUGCAAUGAAGAACAAAACAGUCCGGAUUUGAAACUUGAGACUGACAAUUUGAAUGUGGAUAGCAACAAAUUAGCACAGGUUAUUGGUAAAAAUUUUAACAUAACGAACAACAAUGCGUCACCCAAGGUGGUCCAGGUUAACAUUGAAAGAAUUGGUUCUUUCAACUGUCAGAAAAAUGCAUAUGGAAAAAUGGUGGCUAUGCAAUGCAAUGUCAAGGAAGAAGAACCUGAAUAUGUAUUUCCAUCCAAACUUGAAAUUGGAGACUCAAAUUCAAAUUGCAAUCAACUAGAAAACAUGAGCAAAGAUUUGAACUUAAAGAAUAACAAUACAUCACCAAAGCUUGUGUCUGUUAACAUUGACAGAGUUGGUUCAUUCAAACUUCAUAAAAACCCUUACAGGAAUUCGAUGGGAGGAGGUAUAGAUGAAUCAGACUAUGUUUUGUCUGAAGAGUAUGUUGAGAUUGGUAGCAAAGAUAAAACCAGUGAUUCAAACACAUUUUGCACAUGCCCGGACAAGAAUUUUGGGAUAGAUAAGCAACAGAAAGCACCCAUAUUUGAGCAUUGUUCAAAUAGUCCAGAUUGCCAGCCAAGAUUCAGGCUUGUAUCCAUUUCAAAAGCAAGGGAGACACAGCUAUCAUCGUCACUGUCUGAGCUGCUCUUUCCAAGCGACUUAUUCGACAAACUGGACUCUCCGAUCGCCCCUUUCGACUUGGAUUUUAACGAAGACCACGUUUACGAUACACCGGGACGCAAGACUUCAAUAGGAGCACGAACUGGAUCAAUGUCACAAAGGAGUAGUGAUUUAAGAAGCUACAAAAGCGGUAUUGUUGGACAUAGUGGUAGCCCGAUGCUAGUGAGACAUGCAGGAUAUCAAAAACCUCAUUAUUUACCAUUAUACCCAAGAUCUUUGUCAAUGGAGGGACAGGAGAUGCAAGGUUCCCCAAUGCGAAAUCGUGCAAUGUUUGCAAAUUUUAGCCAAAAUUCACCUCUCUCCACACCAACUUCAGUAGUGGAGAUCCCGCCUCCAUUCGAGCUAGCGUACAUCACCAAAAAGCCGAUAACAAAAAGUUCACCUUCGCUACUUAUUGAAACUGACCCUUCUGAGAAAAAUAAAAAGAAGAAAUCUUCCUUGAAACGAUUUUUGAUGUUGAAAUUUAAAAGGAAAGGUGACAACAAGCAACCUGCAAUUUCGCCUACCAGUAGAUUGACAGAUUUGGAUACACAUAGCUUGACCAGUUCGCCAAAUCUGAACUCAAGAAGUCAACAGCAAGAGCCAGCUUUCUUACAUUAUGAUAGUAAGAAAAAAGGUGGUUCGGUGUCUUUUUUGAAUCGUAGCAUUGUCAGAGUUGAGUCAUUCAAUGAUCGCUCCCAUGUCCCUUUUGCACCUCUUCCUCUCACUAAACCUCGGUCAAUUUCAUUUCCAAUCACAGACAAUUCGGAUUACGAAAAUGUCCCAGCGAUAAAUUCGGAUUAUGAGAACGUUCAGGUCCCACAGAGGAGGCCCAUGAAGCAGUUUCCCUUCACUGAGUAUUUUGAACGGUCUAACCGACAAAAGACGACAGCGAACGACACAGACGGAUAUGUGGACAUGAGCAGCCUGCCAGGGUUUGAGAAAAAAGUGCAUCCUCCACAAGAAGAAACUGAAAGUGCCUACACAGAGGCGUACAACGUGUGCUCGGUAGCUGUUGCUCCAGUGACAGACGAAGAGCAGGGACCCACUUCAGACGAGGAGGGCUGCAACGCUGACAGCUCCUACCAAAGACAGCCUGAUGGUCUCUCCAGAGCCUAUUAUGUGGCUAAAGAGCUGCUGGACACAGAGCGACAACAUGUAAAACUCCUCAAGCUUCUUCAUGAUGACUUCCGUGAGGCGGUGCUGUCUGCGGUGGACUCAGAUGGGCAGCCCGUGGUGCAGGAGGAGAGGCUCAGGGAGAUUCUGAUCGAGUUACCUGAUGUCUACAGCCUUCACCACAGGAUCCUGUCUGAGCUGGAGGGACGCAUCCGACUGUGGAGUGACAGUCAGAAGAUAGCAGACAUCUUCUUGAUGAGGAAGCCUGAGUUCCUGGUCUUCACCACAUUCAUCGGACAUUACGACCGCAGUGUAUCUCUGUUGGAGGAGAGCUGCAGGACCUCUCCAGGGCUCUAUGAUGUGGUCCAACAGUUUGAGAUUUCUCAAAAGUCGUCUCUGAAACACCAACUGCUGCAGGUGAUCGUCCGUGUGGCUCAGUACAGAAUGCUUCUCACCGAUUACCUCAACAACCUGUCCCCCGACUCCCAGGAAUAUGAAGACACUCAGGCUGCUGUGACAAUAGUGUCCGACAUCGCAUAUCAAGCAAAUGACAGCUUAAAGAAUGGGGAAAACUUAUUGCGUUUGGUCAAUAUCGACUACAGUGUCAGAGGCCAGAGGGACCUGCUGCAGCCGGGGCGGGUGUUCAUUAAAGAGGGAACAUUAAUGAAAGUCAGCCGGAAGAGUCGACAGCCUCGUCACCUGUUUCUGAUGAAUGAUGUUCUCCUUUACACAUUCCCUCAACAAGACGGAAAAUACAGACUUAAAAACACACUGCAGCUGACUGGGCUCAAGGUGAGUAAACCUAUUGUUGACAGUGUCCAAAACGCUCUAAGGAUCGAGUCAGAGGACCUCUCCAUCACUCUGUCGGCCAGUUCAUUCAUUGAGAGGGAGGAGUGGUUUUUCACUCUGAGUCACACAGUGAAUGAACAUGCACGUGGUUCAGCUCCGAACAGUCCAUCUGAUCCCAGAGAGCCUGUGUGGUCAUGUUUAGGGGAAAAAGCUCCUACAUUUGUCCCUCUGUCUGAGCCGACAAUUUGCAUGAGCUGUACCUCAGAGUUUAGCCUGACCUCUGCGCGCCAACACUGCCACAGCUGCGGAAGGGUUGUGUGUAGAAACUGCUCCAAAAACAGAUUUCCUCUGAAGUACAUGAGGUAUCGAAUGGCCAAAGUGUGUGAGCACUGCUACAGUGAGCUGAAGAAGAAAGGUGAAGACACAGCCCCAGGAGCUGACAGCCCUCGCCCGGCUCGCAGUCGCCCCUUGUCUGCUGUGUUUCAGAAUAUCCACACCCCCAAACACCUGUGGAGGCACCGCAGAGGAACUCUCUCAUUCAAUCAGGUGAUGGUGUGUGAGGAGGGGGCCCUCAGUGGCUCUCUGCAGCGAAGUAAAACAAAGAGGAAUUGGAAACGCCUGUGGUUUCUGCUCAAAGACAAGGUGCUUUAUACCUACAGAGCGCGAGAGGAGAAGGUGGCGUCAGAGACCUUACCUCUCCUGGGCUUCACGGUCAAACUGCCGGACAGAGUUCAGGGAGAAGAAGAGGCCACUGUGUUUCAGCUGUACCACAAAAACACUCUGUUCUACACGUUUAAAGCAGAGGACAACUUCACUGCUCAGAGAUGGGCCAACGCCAUGGAAGAAGCUACUGUUUUAUAGGGACCAUUUUUACACUUGUCCUUGCACCUAAAAUGUGACUGCCUAUGCACAUUUCCUUAUUGGACCAAACGGACACACCUUGUACUGUCGGAGGGGACGCUCUCGCCUACUUAACCAGCCUCACUGCGCCCUCCCAGCUGAUGCAGCAGGUGGGCCCAGGGAGAGUGGCCUAGAUACUUACCACUGUGCAGUCUGACCUGUAUUUCUGCAAUGCAACUGGUUCACACAGCUGCCUCCUCUGAAUCAUGGAAAAUAUUGUAGAUUAUUUUUAUAUUUGAGAAAGAAAUGUUUAAUUUAUAAUUGUACAGGGGAAAUACACAGAUUUUGGCCACAUUAUGGGUACAUGUGUUUGUAGAUAUUCAUAUAGCAGCAAUUCAAUACAUUUAGUCCUGUUGACAGCAAACAACCUGACAUUUAUAUAAAAAUACAGUUUACAUAAAUGUAUUAUUUUGUACCGAAAGAAGUGUAAAGUUAAAGGGCCUAUAUUGACUAUGUUAUGCUAAAGUUCCUAUUUUGAUUUUUUAAAUUUGUUAAAAUGUUAUAUCCUCACAAACCUACCUAUAUAGUGUUUAGACAGUUUGGUAAAAAAAAAUUCUGGAUAGAUUAAACAGAGACUAAACAGUGGGUUAGAGUUUUACUACAGCUCAGCUGUACGAUACAGCACAGUGAUAAUAUUGUAGUUAACAGUGUAAAUAAGGUAAUUACCCAUGGAAACAGUCUAUGUGCUUUAUUUUCUAGUAUUUUCAUGCUUUAAUCUUAUAAUCUCAGUAUGACAUCUAAAUGACCUGGAAACAUCAGUCAGUAUUGGUAAAUAAUAUACCACAGAAAGUUAGUGCAGAGACCUGAGCACAGGACUUAUGUGAUCGUACCUCCUGAUUUUAGAGACUGGACCAAGCUUUAGCAAUUCAAAACUAAAUAUUGUAUCUGUCAAAUGCCCAGAAGUCUUCAAAAUGGCACCUUAAACAGGAAACCCAUGAAUAUGCAUAUAAUAGACCCUACACAACUUUGUGGAUUUGGUUAAUAAUACUUUGACUUUGAGUAUUUUUAGCAAUCUUAAAAAUAUAGUCUUUUAGUCACGUUUUCAUUUAUUGUCACAUUUACAAACAUUCAAACAAUUGUACCUAAUAAUGUGGCCAUUGCUGAUAAGUAGUUCCCUCCAUCUCACAAAUGCCUUUAUGCAAACUGUCAUUGCCUUUAAUUUAGCGUUUAGUGUUCUUCUAACGGGAUUCAUGUAUUUACUAUGGAGUACUUUUAUAUUACUGUACUGUAACACUGGGGCCAUUCUUCCAGUUAUUUUGAUGCUUUUUGCACUGAUUUAAAACAAAAAUAAAUCUAUAAAAAUGUUUUAGAUAAAAGGAUAUAAUGUUGCAUAGUCCGAACUCUUAAAUGUGCACUUAAUGUUUUAUCAUAUCUGUAAGACCAAUAUCUUUUCUUUGGAAUAUAUUAAACCUAAAGUAUUAUGUAUUAUAUUGAGAUAAUUGUAAAAUGUGAGUUCAAAUACAGAUUUAUCAAUAUAGCUUCAAUUGUACUUGUAUUAUUGAAGUUAAUUUUUGU
Boleophthalmus pectinirostris (great blue-spotted mudskipper) is the source of this 5741-nucleotide messenger RNA. Its product is annotated as FYVE, RhoGEF and PH domain-containing protein 5-like. NCBI's taxonomy places the organism in Eukaryota, Metazoa, Chordata, Actinopteri, Gobiiformes, Gobiidae. Gene Ontology annotation, molecular function: metal ion binding; guanyl-nucleotide exchange factor activity. The record is from RefSeq and is a predicted model, not a curated record. The coding region runs from base 153 to 4187 and encodes 1344 amino acids. Gene Ontology annotation, cellular component: cytoplasm. The transcript has 21 exons.